AGGCGCGAGAGGCGGGGGCGUCGUCACGUGCUCUCGCCGUGAUGGCGGCGCCCUGGGCCGGCCUAUCGCCGCCCUCGGUCAGGUGACGGAGGCGGCUCCGGGGCUCGGGGUCCUGGACUCGCCCGCGAUGCUGCGGAACGGAGCGGCCGAGGCUUCCCCCAGCCCCGCGGCGGGCAGCGCCGCCGCCCCCAGGCCCGUCCGCGUGUGGUGCGAUGGAUGCUAUGAUAUGGUGCAUUAUGGCCACUCGAAUCAGCUGCGCCAGGCUCGGGCCAUGGGAGACUAUCUCAUUGUGGGAAUCCACACGGAUGAGGAGAUUGCCAAGCACAAGGGACCACCUGUCUUUACCCAGGAGGAGAGGUACAAAAUGGUGCAAGCUAUCAAGUGGGUGGAUGAGAUUGCUCCAAGAGCUCCCUAUGUCACCACGCUGGAAACCCUGGACAAGUAUAACUGUGACUUCUGUGUGCACGGCAAUGACAUCACACUAACUGUAGAUGGCAAAGACACCUAUGAAGAGGUGAAGGCAGCUGGGAGAUACAGGGAAUGUAAUCGCACCCAAGGAGUGUCCACUACUGAUCUGGUUGGUCGCAUGUUGCUCAUGACCAAGGCUCACCACAGCAACAUAGAUGAAGACCUGGAUUACCGGAAGCACAAGGAUAACUUUGGGAAGGGCCCUAAAGGUCACAGCCCCUGGACUGGAGUCUCUCAGUUCCUGCAGACAUCCCAAAAGAUCAUCCAGUUUGCAUCUGGGAAGGAGCCGCAGCCUGGAGACACCAUCAUCUAUGUGGCUGGAGCUUUUGACCUGUUCCACAUUGGGCACGUGGAUUUCCUGGAGAAGGUACAUCUGCUGGCUGAGAGACCCUACAUCAUUGCUGGGCUGCACUUUGAUCAGGAAGUGAAUCGCUACAAAGGGAAGAACUAUCCCAUCAUGAACAUCCACGAGAGAACUCUUAGCGUCCUGGCAUGCAGGUAUGUGUCUGAGGUGGUGAUUGGUGCCCCAUACGCAGUUACUGCCGAUCUGCUGGAUCACUUCAAGGUGGAAGUUGUGUGUCAUGGGCUGACUGAGGUGGUGCCAGAUAAGGACGGUUCCGAUCCUUACCAGGAGCCCAAGAGACGUGGCAUUUUCCAGCUGGUGGACAGUGGCAGCAACCUCACUACAGAUCUGAUUGUGCAAAGAAUCAUUAAGAACAGGUUGGAGUUUGAAGCCAGGAACCAGAAGAAAGAAGCAAAAGAGCUGGCUGUGCUGGAGGCCAUGAAGAAAAUGGAGGAAGAGGAGCAUGAGAAAGGCCUGCAGGGCUAGGAUGAUUGAGGAAAAAGUGUGUGGAGGGGAGAGCACAGCAGUGUUCUCUCUUCUGGAGAAGCAAAUCAAGCCUUUCUAGGGCAUACCCUAGGCAAGGACAGUGCUGCUGGCCCCAACAAGGCAUCUAUCUUCUCGCACAUUCUUCCCUCUUCAGAUCCUACUGCAGAUUGUGCAGAGAUGACCAGCUGGGAUGCUGCUUUGUAGUUUUCUCUUAAUCAGCCCCAGCCACCUCCUUUCCGAGGAGGAGAUUUGUUUUCCCCCUUUAAAGGAAGUUUUAAUUCUAUUGAAUGUUUGAACAUGUUGUGGUUUUACCUUCUGCCAGUUCUGGCUUCUGACACGUGGGAAGUGCUGUGCCCUCUGCAGGACUCUGCUCCCCUUGCUGUGGCAUUUUGGUUGGUUGUGCUGUUUGGAGUCUGUCUGCUUCAGAUCAUCCUUUCAGUUUUUCUGCUAUCAACAAGAAUUUUACAAAUUGAAGAGUCUACUGCUGCCCAAACCCUUGAUCUUGACUUCUGAGCACCUAGCAUUUGUAGUGAGAGCUUGUGGGUGCUUAGCGUCUGUGAGAAUCAUUCAGGCCCUUACCCUGUAGCAGUGUCCCUCACAGUUGAUACAGAGCAUCAGUUGCUGUCUUUGGGAGACAAACUCCAGCUAAGGUGUGUGCUGAGCUACUUGCUCUGUACAUGGGCAGGUGCUGGGAAUAGGCCAUUCCCUUAUGAAGUGCUCAGAUCUGCUUCUGCUCCUUUGGUGCUGGUUCAAACAGCUUAGGGAAAGACUCUCUAUGGUGCCUGUGGCUGGUGCUAAUGCAUUGCCAGCUUCCAUACUGAGAAACAGUGGCUCGGUGACCUGGGAAAGAGCGGUGGGAUGGGGUAGGCAGUGCAGCUAGCAGGAGCAUGGGGGGAGGUCUCUGUGCCAAUAGUUCCCUAAGGGGAAGCAGGGAGGCUAUGAGCUACACUAAGCAGGUGCUUUCCCUGGGCCCCUCUUCCUACAGCAGCAAGGGUGUGGACUUUAGUCCUCACUACACUGGGUUUUCUCCUUGCCCUUGCUGCCCGUUACAGCUUGCGGGCUGCUGUCUCCCCUGUAUCCUAACCAGGGAGCGGGCCGUCCACCUGCCCCUGCAUGUGAGUGGGAGCGCUGCACCGUGGCUGGGGAGUAGCAGGGCGCUGGGUCUCACCUUAGGCGGGCUGCACAGUGCUGCCCGCCUGGCCAUUUUCUGUCCGUUGCUGUUGUACGUUUGGUGGAAGUUAAUAAACUCAUUGAGCUGUU
Molecule: messenger RNA, 2557 nt
Organism: Dermochelys coriacea (leatherback sea turtle)
Lineage: Eukaryota; Metazoa; Chordata; Testudines; Dermochelyidae
Gene: PCYT2
Product: phosphate cytidylyltransferase 2, ethanolamine
Exons: 13
Coding region: 128-1297 (389 amino acids)
Biological process (GO): phosphatidylethanolamine biosynthetic process
Cellular component (GO): cytoplasm
Molecular function (GO): ethanolamine-phosphate cytidylyltransferase activity
Source: RefSeq, a predicted model, not a curated record